UCCUACGGUCAAUACCAUUCACUCACCUGUGCUUCACUCACCUUUCUCUCAGCCGUCGUUAAUAUUUGCUUUUGUUUCUCCGUCAUGGCUAAGAUCAAGAUCGGAAUCAACGGAUUUGGAAGGAUCGGCCGUCUGGUUGCGAGAGUUGCUCUCCAAAGCGAUGAUAUUGAGCUCGUUUCUGUUAAGGAUCCUUUCAUCACCACUGAUUACAUGACCUAUAUGUUCAAGUACGAUAGUGUUCACGGUCAAUGGAAGCACCAUGAACUUGAGGUGAAGGACUCAAAGACCCUGCUAUUUGGUGAAAAGCCUGUCACUGUUUUCGGCUUCAGAAACCCCGAGGAAAUCCCAUGGGGUGAGACCGGAGCUGAUUAUGUUGUUGAGUCCACUGGUGUCUUCACUGACAAGGACAAAGCUGCUGCACACUUGAAGGGUGGUGCAAAGAAGGUGGUCAUCUCUGCUCCCAGUAAGGAUGCCCCCAUAAUUGUUGUGGGUGUCAAUGAGAAGGAAUACAAGGCCGACCUUAACAUUGUCUCCAAUGCUAGCUGCACUACUAAUUGCCUUGCUCCAUUGGCUAAGGUCAUCCAUGACAAGUUUGGCAUUGUUGAGGGUCUUAUGACCACUGUCCAUUCGAUUACUGCUACUCAAAAGACUGUUGAUGGCCCAUCAAUGAAGGACUGGAGAGGUGGUAGAGCUGCUUCCUUCAAUAUCAUUCCUAGCAGCACUGGAGCUGCCAAGGCCGUUGGCAAAGUGUUGCCAUCAUUGAAUGGCAAGUUCACUGGAAUGGCUUUCCGUGUUCCCACUGUUGAUGUCUCUGUGGUUGACUUAACGGUGAGAUUUGAGAAGGCAGCUUAUUAUGAAAAUAUUAAGGCUGCCAUCAAGAAUGAAUCUGAAACCAACAUGAAGGGAAUUCUUGGUUACGUGGAUGAAGAUUUAGUCUCAACAGACUUUGUUGGAGACUCCAGGUCUAGCAUUUUUUAUGCCAAGGCAGGAAUUGAUUUGAGUGACAACUUUGUUAAGCUUGUUGCUUGGUACGACAACGAAUGGGGUUACAGUUCCCGAGUGAUCGACUUGAUCCGGCACAUGGCUUCUGUUAACUGAGUGAUUUUGGCGUACCGAUCAUUGCAUCCUGGGAAUUUUCUUGAAAUUUAGAAGAGGUUGCCAGAGAAUAUAAGAUUGCAUGGAACAUUUAUCAGCCAACC
This is a messenger RNA of Hibiscus syriacus, 1199 nucleotides long. Its product is annotated as glyceraldehyde-3-phosphate dehydrogenase 2, cytosolic-like. Gene Ontology annotation, molecular function: oxidoreductase activity, acting on the aldehyde or oxo group of donors, NAD or NADP as acceptor; NADP binding; NAD binding. Bases 85 to 1098 code for a protein of 337 amino acids. Gene Ontology annotation, biological process: glucose metabolic process. The transcript is spliced from 11 exons. The record is from RefSeq and is a predicted model, not a curated record. Lineage: Eukaryota; Viridiplantae; Streptophyta; Magnoliopsida; Malvales; Malvaceae.